This is a messenger RNA of Neurospora hispaniola, 465 nucleotides long. RefSeq lists its product as uncharacterized. Lineage: Eukaryota; Fungi; Ascomycota; Sordariomycetes; Sordariales; Sordariaceae. The transcript has a single exon. The coding region runs from base 1 to 465 and encodes 154 amino acids. The record is from RefSeq and is a predicted model, not a curated record.
AUGCGUCUCCCAUCUCCACCUCUCCUUCUCCCCAUCUCCUUCUUGCUGCUCCUUUUACGAGGUACCAGCGCUGUUCUCUCCUCUUCUCUCAGCUCCGAAAGCACCGCCACAACCACCGCCAUUACCAUCCCCGAGGGUUCUGGCGCAAACCCAACCGCAGUCAACCCCACCAACGUCAAUCCUUUUUUGUCUACACCAGUCAACGUAACCUACGACGACAUCAUCGAACAUCAUCGCGGCCGUAACCAUACGCACAACAACCACACUAGCGAUGGGACUACCGGUAAUGCUCCCCCGGGCACAGCCUUGGUCGCCAUGCUUGUUACGUUUGGGAUGGCGAUGCUCGUGGGACUGGGAAUGGCUUCGGCAGUAGCGUUAGCGUUGUCGGUAGUGGAGGUGAUGAUUGAGUGGGUAGGGGUGGUGGUUUCCUUGGUGACUAGUUGGUGGAUGGGAGUACCUUGGUGA